Messenger RNA from Myotis brandtii (Brandt's bat), 318 nucleotides. RefSeq names its product histone H2B type 1. Gene Ontology annotation, molecular function: protein heterodimerization activity; DNA binding; structural constituent of chromatin. Bases 13 to 318 code for a protein of 101 amino acids. The record is from RefSeq and is a predicted model, not a curated record. The transcript has a single exon. Lineage: Eukaryota; Metazoa; Chordata; Mammalia; Chiroptera; Vespertilionidae. Gene Ontology annotation, cellular component: nucleosome.
UGAGAUCUCAAAAUGCCGGAACCAGCGAAGUCCGCGCCCGCCCCGAAGAAGGGCUCCAAGAAGGCGGUGACCAAGGCGCAGAAGAAGGACGGCAAGAAGCGCAAGCGCAGCCGCAAGGAGAGCUACUCGGUGUACGUGUACAAGGUGCUCAAGCAGGUGCACCCCGACACCGGCAUCUCGUCCAAGGCCAUGGGCAUCAUGAACUCGUUCGUCAACGACAUCUUCGAGCGCAUCGCGGGCGAGGCGUCGCGCCUGGCGCAUUACAACAAGCGCUCGACCAUCACGUCCCGCGAGAUCCAGACGGCCGUGCGCCUGUGA